Arachis duranensis is the source of this 823-nucleotide messenger RNA. Its product is annotated as floral homeotic protein AGAMOUS. The transcript is spliced from 7 exons. Bases 1 to 804 code for a protein of 267 amino acids. Gene Ontology annotation, biological process: positive regulation of transcription by RNA polymerase II. Gene Ontology annotation, cellular component: nucleus. Lineage: Eukaryota; Viridiplantae; Streptophyta; Magnoliopsida; Fabales; Fabaceae. The record is from RefSeq and is a predicted model, not a curated record. Gene Ontology annotation, molecular function: protein dimerization activity; DNA-binding transcription factor activity, RNA polymerase II-specific; RNA polymerase II cis-regulatory region sequence-specific DNA binding.
AUGGAUUUCCCAAACCAUCAUCAUCAGGAAUCGAUGUCAGACAGUUGUUCUCAACAGAAAAAGAACAACAACAUGGGAAGAGGGAAGAUAGAGAUAAAGAGGAUAGAGAACACAACAAACAGGCAAGUAACAUUCUGCAAGAGAAGGAAUGGCUUGCUCAAGAAGGCAUAUGAGUUAUCUGUUCUUUGUGAUGCUGAGGUUGCUCUUAUUGUCUUCUCAAGCCGUGGUCGCCUCUAUGAAUAUGCUAAUAACAGUGUCAAAGCAUCUAUUGAGAGGUACAAGAAAGCCAGUUCAGAUUCUUCUAAUGGUGGAUCCACUUCUGAGAUUAAUGCUCAGCAUUACCAGCAAGAAUCUGCAAAACUGCGUGUGCAAAUCAGUAACCUUCAGAACCACAACAGGCAAAUCUUAGGUGAGGCUUUGAGCAAUAUGGCUAUCAAGGAUCUCAAAAACCUUGAGACCAAAUUGGAAAAAGGGAUUAGCAAAAUUCGUUCCAAGAAGAACGAGCUGCUGUUUGCAGAGAUAGAUUACAUGCAGAAGAGGGAGGUAGACUUGCAUAACAACAACCAGUUUCUUAGAGCUAAGAUAGCAGAAAGUGAGAGGAACCAACAUAGCAAUAACAACAACAAUAAUGUGUUGAGUGGAGGAGGAACAAACUAUAACAAUAAUGAAUCUCAUCACAACGAGCAGCAUCAAUUUGAGUCUCGUGGCUACUUCCAAGUCACUGCAUUACAACCCAAUAACAAUGAAAACCAUUAUGCUGCUACUGCUGCUAGGCAAGAUCACAUGUCCCUUCAAUUAGUCUAAGCCUCUAUCUAUCUACAUA